CCAAUCAGGUUUCAGAAGCUUGCACUGCACCAUGAAGCAGAACUCUUCCUUCUUCCUCAGCAAAAGAGCUCUCUUCUCUCCCUGCCUCCUACCCUUGUUCGCCUUGGCAGUGCUCGUCGUCGUCCUCUCCGGCCAGGACUUCAUCAGUUUCGUCCAUCUCGGGACGCAGCGUCAUACAUUCCGGCCAACAAACGAGACAGUAAGAGACCGCCUCAGCAUUGAGAAGCUGCCAUUUGUGAUAAGGAGAACGGAGGGGGAGUGCGAUAUAUUCGACGGCAGGUGGUCGAGAGACGAGCAGAGUCGGCCGCAUUACGACGAAUCGGAGUGCCCUUACAUCCAGCCGCAGCUGACCUGCCAGGAGCACGGGAGGCCCGACAAGGAUUACCAGCACUGGAGGUGGCAGCCUCACGGCUGCGGCUUGCCCCGCUUCAACGCCACGCUCAUGCUGGAAACUCUCCGGGGGAAGAGGAUGAUGUUCGUCGGCGACUCCUUGAACCGAGGCCAGUUCAUUUCCUUGGUCUGUCUUCUCCACUCCGCCAUCCCACACAACGACUCCAAGUCAAUGGAGACAAAAGGCUCCUUCCAAAUCUUCACCGCAAAGGAUUACAAUGCGACAAUCGAGUUCUACUGGGCGCCAUUCCUCCUGGAAUCCAAUUCCGACGAUGCUGUCAUCCACAGGAUGAAAGACAGAAUCGUGAGGGAAGGAUCCAUCGACAAGCACGGGCAGCACUGGAAGGGCGCCGAUGUUUUGGUGUUCAAUACGUAUCUUUGGUGGAUGACAGGCUUGACAAUGAAGAUCCUACAAAGAGAAGGAUCGUUCACAGAUGAAGUGAAAGAUAUCGUGCAGCCAUCUACAGAGGAUGCUUACCGCAUGGCGAUGACAAGCAUGCUGGAGUGGGUACACAGAAACAUGGAUCCAGAGAAGACGAGGGUCUUCUUCGUGACAAUGUCGCCUUCUCAUGAAAAGAGCAAAGAUUGGGGUGGCGAGGAAGGAGGCAAUUGCUACAAUGAGACGACGCUUGUCGAAGAUCCCACUUACUGGGGCUCUGACUGCAGGAAGGGAGUGAUGCAAGUUGUUAGAGAGGUGUUGGGCGAAAGCGAGGUGCCCAUCACUGUGCUCAACAUCACGCAGCUCUCGAGCUAUCGCAAAGAUGCACACACGUCGAUAUACAAGAAGCAGUGGACGCCACUGACGCCGCAGCAGAUCGCCAACCCGGUGAGCUACGCCGACUGCGUGCACUGGUGUUUGCCUGGGCUGCAGGAUACCUGGAAUGAGCUGCUUUUCAGCAAGCUCUUUUAUCCCUGACCUGAGAGAGAACUGUGUAUGAUCGGUUGUCAUGUGUAUUACAGAGUUAAGAUAUAAAUCUAGCAUGCAUAAUUUUUAAAUUUAGUGUGAUUUUUUAUGUUUAUCUAAU
Messenger RNA from Zingiber officinale, 1415 nucleotides. RefSeq names its product protein trichome birefringence-like 33. Gene Ontology annotation, cellular component: Golgi apparatus. Gene Ontology annotation, molecular function: O-acetyltransferase activity. NCBI's taxonomy places the organism in Eukaryota, Viridiplantae, Streptophyta, Magnoliopsida, Zingiberales, Zingiberaceae. The coding region runs from base 32 to 1306 and encodes 424 amino acids. The record is from RefSeq and is a predicted model, not a curated record. The transcript is spliced from 5 exons.